UAUUAAGGCAAAUUUUACAGUGCACUACAAUAAAUUUUACUAUGCACAACAAUAAGAUUUUACAGUAAAAUUGGCCUAAAUAUUAUAUUGUCCCACAAUUAACAUGAUUUGCAGGGUAAAUUUUAAAAAAAUUCUCUCCGUGCAUAAUAUUGGCAAAACUUUAAUUUCUAUAGCAAAGACAGCUUUUACAAGUUUUCAAAGAUUAAUACUGCAGGAACAGCAAGCUUAUAUUUGAAGCCAUUUGUCCAGUUUCAUAAGACACAAUACAAUAAAGUAUUUCUCAUAAUUUUGGGGAGAAAAUCAAAUAUAAGUUUUUAUAACUGCUAAUGUGUAGAGUAGUAUAUCAUUAUUACUAUUAUUAUUAUUAUUAUUAUAAAAAACUCAAUGUUAUUUUUUUGUCUGUAUCAUUUUGACUUUGUCACUUUGUACGUAAUUUAAAUUAUAAAAUAUGACAUUUUUUUGAAAAAUUGUAGCUUACAAUUAAUUUUAAAAAUACAAAAUAUAUUCGUCUUAUACAUGUCAAUUUCGAACAAUUAUCAUCUGUCCAUGACUUUCGCAUUCCGCAACGUACAUAUAUAUAUAUAUAUUUUAAAUAGGUCAAUUAUUUAUUAUCAUGCAGAGUCGCCAGCUGAUAACAAAUUGUUAUUUAGCAUUCUCUUUGCAAAAAGUAUACGUCGAAAUAUUUAGUUUGACUAUUUUACAGUAUUGCGAAGUACCAAUAUUAGUUAGUUCUUUACUCUCCACGUUAACGUCACAUUUGCAAUUUUUAUUUGCAUAAAACAAAAUUAUAAACUAAUCUUUACGGGAAGUUGUUAUAUCAUAAUACCGGAUUAGUUGUCGUAAUAAUAAUACAUAAAUAAUAAUAUAUAAGUUCACCUUGAUCAGUUUAGCCUACGUAUAUUAAAUUAUUUUUAUUUGGAACACGAAUCGCAUAUUCAAAUAAAAUGUCCCAUGAAGAUUUCCAAAGAUGGAUCAACGUGGUGAUGCCGAAGAUAAUUGAAAAUCUUGGACCGGACGUCGACAAAGUACGAUAUGAGCUACUUGAAUCUACUGACAUUUUUAUUACGUCCAACAUCUAUCGUGUAUGUCUGCAGUUUGAGAACAAGAUAAACGGACGAAACGAGAAAUUAUCAAUGAUACUGAAGAGACCCAUGGCGGGCUUUAGUCAGCUAGCUUGUAUGGACCUUCAAUUUCACAACGAGAUCUUGUUUUAUCAGAUGUACACUCGACCGGGCGAGAUCUACGCGAGAUGUUUCUACGCCAAAGAACGGCCAUCCAGCGACUCUGUAAUCGCCUUAGAAAAUGUCAACGGACGAGGAUAUUAUUCUUGUCCAAAUGCAUAUAAUCCUCCAUUUGAAUACACAUUAGCGGCGAUGCGCGAGUUGGGACGAUUUCAUGGCAAGGGAUAUGUCAUGAAGAAGAUGCAGCCGGAAAAAUUCUUCGACAUUGUGGCGCGAAUUCAAGAAAUUAGGUACACAAAGAGAGCGGAGAAUAUGUACGAGUUUUACGUCAACAUUCAGUCGGUACGCGCGGUGGAAUAUCUUCGCAGUCAAGGCCAUGAUACAGUUUUCUGCGAUAAGAUGGAAGCCUUACUUUCGAACGCGUUCGACGAAGUGAUGAUGAAGACGGUGCAGCCACUGGAACCGUUGGCCACGUUGUGUCACGGUGAUUUUACGUUGAACAAUAUUCUCUUCAAGACAGAAGGCGAUGGACAACACCGCCCGAUGUUAAUUGAUUUUGCGCUCAUCAGAUACUCGACGCCCGUCAUCGAUCUUUCCACGCAU
Molecule: messenger RNA, 1784 nt
Organism: Wasmannia auropunctata (little fire ant)
Lineage: Eukaryota; Metazoa; Arthropoda; Insecta; Hymenoptera; Formicidae
Exons: 1
Source: RefSeq, a predicted model, not a curated record